Molecule: messenger RNA, 1593 nt
Organism: Daphnia pulicaria
Lineage: Eukaryota; Metazoa; Arthropoda; Branchiopoda; Diplostraca; Daphniidae
Product: cyanophycinase-like
Exons: 6
Coding region: 164-1459 (431 amino acids)
Source: RefSeq, a predicted model, not a curated record
UUGUUACUAUUUCUGUACCUCAUUAAAGUUCCAAACGAGCUGGCGACAGGUUGUAUACUUCAAAGUUGGAAGAUAAAAUUUAGAUAGUUUCAAUUUGUUGGGUGUCAGUUUUUAAUUGUUACGCGACAGAAUUGAAACAUUUCAAAGCAUUGUGAAUAGUAGAAUGAUUUACAUUACUCUGAUUACUUUUACGUCAUGGCUGCUGACUCUGACUCUUGGGCAGAAUUUAGUCCUCAUUGGUGGUAAUCUGAGAGUAGACAACGCCAUUGUUUGGGAAAAGAUGGUUAAACUGGCUGGCGGACAGGAUGUGGCUCGGAUUGGAGUCGUUUCGGCUUCGGAUGACGUAACAACUGAAGGGGACAGAGUAAUUGGCACUUUUCUGCGACUAGGAGUCAAAGUGACUGGCAUUCCUGUGAAUGAAUCUCGAGUUAACGAUACUGCUGUGGUCAACAUAAUCAUGCAACAGACUGGCAUUUUCAUCGUGGAAGAUUCAGAAGAUAAACCUGACAGCUUUUGGAACAGGUUUACUUCAUUAAUUCGCCCUACUGGUUCGCCUGGGGAACCACCUAUGGGUGUUGUCUGUUACGAAACUACCAGUUACAAACGACAGAAUCUUCUUGAAACACUACGGCCGUCAGGUGUCGAUUCUCCGGUGUUGAGGGCUAUCCAGUCAGUCCUUAAAAAAGGCGGAAUGGUGGCCGGCAAUGCUGCCAUUAUGGGCAAGGCGCCUGUGAUUAUCAGUGGCGAUUCAAUCAGCUCUUUAUUGGCUGGUACUCGUUUCUUUUCUUCGCCUCGAGAUCAAUUUUUGUUCCGGAAGGAAGGAGGCCUUGCUCUUCUCAACAUGGACUACGUGAUUGAUAGCCAUUUGAGUGAAAAAGGUCGAGAAAUGCGAACUAUCAGGACAUUGUUGGAAAGCAAUAUCACCAGAGGCAUCGGCGUCGAUGAAAAUACAGCACUAGUUGUCAAUAACCCAUUGGCCAUGCCUGUUGGCAAAGUUGUCACUGCAUUGGGUGUCAUCAGUGGCGUCUUCUACGUUGAUGUUUCCAUGGUUCCCGCUGUGUCGAUGACGAACGCUCUUUAUGAGAAUGUCAUUUUCUCGUUUUUCACCGUCGACGACUCAUUGGAUUUUACCUCAGGGAAAGUCAUUUAUCCUUCGUGGAAGAAAAGGAUGUUUGGCCUAGAGCAGUUCAAGAGUGCCGUUCCGUCUGACGAUAUUUUUUCGCUUGUGUGGCCGUCCCAGUGGCGACAGACUGCCCUUCGGCUGAUGAAUUGUAACGAGAUGAACGUGACUAGUCAUUCACCAGCAUCGAUCGUGCCACUAGUUCCCGGCGUCACGGUCGUCUUCGAUCGCUCAGGGGCCGUUGGGUUCGCAGCUCAUUUGCCCGAUAACUUCAGCAACACAUACGUCAUAUCUUUCCAAGGGAUGUCCGCUUCUGUCAAGGUGCUCAGGAUACUGUAAGCAAAAACCCCAAUUCUUUUUGCAUGUCGCAAUCGUCACUUGUACAUAAGUGUUUUAUUUCAUUUCCCAUUCGACAAACUUUCUUAAAUUUUAUUGUGUCUUUUAAAACGAACUAAUACAGUCAAUCUUCGUCA